AUGCUAAAAUUUAUCAUCCCCACAAUCAUACUAAUACCCUUGACCUGAUUAUCAAAAAAUAACUUAAUCUGAAUCAACUCCACAACCUACAGUCUAUUAAUUAGCUUCACAAGCCUACUCCUCCUUAACCAACUCAAUGAUAACAGCCUUAAUUACUCCCUAAUUUUCUUCUCCGACCCCCUUUCCACCCCACUUCUAAUAUUAACAAUAUGACUCCUUCCACUAAUACUAAUAGCAAGCCAAUCUCACCUCCUAAAAGAACCACCCGUCCGAAAAAAACUCUACAUUACAAUACUAAUUAUACUACAAGUCCUUCUAAUCAUAACAUUCACCGCCACCGAACUAAUUCUAUUCUACAUUAUAUUCGAAGCUACGCUAAUCCCCACCCUUAUUAUUAUUACCCGCUGAGGUAACCAAACGGAACGACUCAAUGCAGGACUGUAUUUCCUUUUUUAUACACUAGUUGGAUCCCUCCCACUAUUAGUAGCACUAAUCUACCUACAAAACACAACAGGAUCCUUAAAUUUUCUACUACUACAACACUGAGCCCAACCACUGUCCACCUCCUGAUCCAAUAUCUUCCUAUGAUUGGCUUGCAUAAUAGCCUUUCUAGUAAAAAUACCCCUCUACGGACUACACCUUUGACUACCCAAAGCACACGUAGAAGCCCCUAUCGCAGGUUCCAUGGUCCUUGCAGCCGUAUUACUAAAACUUGGAGGCUACGGCAUGUUACGAAUCACAUCCAUGCUUAACCCCUUAACAGAACACAUAGCCUACCCAUUCCUCAUGCUCUCCCUAUGAGGAAUAAUUAUAACCAGCUCUAUCUGUUUACGCCAAACAGACCUAAAAUCACUCAUCGCAUACUCCUCAGUCAGCCACAUAGCACUUGUCAUUGCAGCCAUCCUCAUCCAAACCCCCUGAAGUUACAUAGGGGCUACCGCCCUAAUAAUCGCUCACGGUCUCACAUCCUCUAUACUAUUCUGUCUAGCAAACUCAAACUAUGAACGUAUCCAUAGCCGAACCAUAAUCUUAGCCCGAGGCCUGCAAAUUUUUCUACCACUGAUAGCCACCUGAUGACUACUAGCAAGCUUAACAAACCUUGCUCUACCCCCAUCCAUCAACCUAAUCGGAGAACUAUUCGUGGUCAUAUCAGCCUUCUCAUGAUCUAACCCCACCAUCCUUCUAAUAGGAACAAACAUUGUAAUCACCGCUCUCUACUCCUUAUAUAUACUAAUCAUAACACAACGCGGCAAGCACACACAUCACAUUAAUAAUAUUACUCCCUCCUUCACACGAGAACAUGCCCUAAUGGCCCUACACAUCAUCCCCCUCCUACUCCUAUCACUCAACCCCAAAAUCAUCCUAGGCCCUCUUUACU
Molecule: messenger RNA, 1378 nt
Organism: Eubalaena glacialis (North Atlantic right whale)
Lineage: Eukaryota; Metazoa; Chordata; Mammalia; Artiodactyla; Balaenidae
Source: the annotation of a RefSeq genome assembly